This is a messenger RNA of Elgaria multicarinata webbii, 3110 nucleotides long. RefSeq names its product interleukin 17 receptor E (gene IL17RE). The transcript is spliced from 16 exons. Gene Ontology annotation, molecular function: interleukin-17 receptor activity. The record is from RefSeq and is a predicted model, not a curated record. Lineage: Eukaryota; Metazoa; Chordata; Lepidosauria; Squamata; Anguidae. Bases 103 to 2244 code for a protein of 713 amino acids.
AGACUUGUCGGCAGCUGCCUGGCCCAGGUACGCUGAGCUCUGACUCUUUGACUGUUUGCAACAGCCAUGUUCUGGCCCAGCUGAGCUCCCGCCCGGCACCCCAUGGGGAGCCCCACGCCGAGUGCCCUGCUGCUCCCCACUGCCUUCCUGCUCAGCCUCUUGCCUGCUGCAUCCAGGAAUCACCUGCCGCUCACCCGCCUACAAGUCCUCACCAACUUUGACUGCAAAGCCCAGGUGUUUGGUGUCCUGCCCAAACCCCGAUGCCAGCGCAAGCUGCGGGAAGGCCUGCCCCUGCCUGUGCCCACCCUUGCCCUGAGCACAGUUCAGCAAUGCCGAGCUGAAUGCCAGGCAUGUGUUCGUGUCCGCGUGGCUCUGAACGCUACAGGCAUUGAAGGACUGGAGCUGCAUUUCCUGGUUCUAAGCACUAAUAGUGCUGGCUGGCUUCAGGUGAUGAGCAGGCAGAGGCAACAGGCGGAUCCAGGAGCCUUGUGGCAGAUGCAGUUUGACUGUUUCCUAGCAGAGAGUGGCCAAGAGGUGCUUGUCUCCCUGGAAACCAUUCCUAAUGGGGUGCUGAGCCUCAACCAAACCCUUCUAGUCGCUAACAAGCAAUCAGGGCCUGAAUUCCAACACACAUGGGUGCCAGCUGCACGGGCCAUUAAAGUGUCUGUUCCGGAGGGCCCUGACAUCACUGUGCGCCUCUGCCACCAGCUGGCCCUGGAGUGCGAGGAAUUGCGCCCACCUUUCCACCAGCAGAUCUCAGUCUCCAAACAUCGGCCUGCUGUGCUGCCCUAUGAGCUCCUGCUUCCUUGUUUAUGCAUCGAGGCAUCCUAUGAGCAACUUGACGGCUUGCGCAAGAAGGUGUGCCCAUUCCAAGAUCAGCCGGAGGCCUAUGGUCCAGAUCUGUGGUCCUCAACACAGUUCCAUGACUACAGUAUCAGUGACAAAGCCGAAAUGGCUAUGUCUCUGAAUGGCCGUUGUUCACUUCACCCCAAUGUUUCCCUUUGCUGGAAGGAAAGUGCCGCUCCAGGAGCAACCUGUCAAGACAUCCCCAAUUCCACGGUCAUAUCGGACCAGGAGUACGUCCUUAAAGAAGUUGAUGUGCAUCCUCAGCUCUGCUUCAAGUUUUCCUACAGGAACAGCAGCCACGUUGAGUGCCCACACCAUACAGACCCUGCGUGGAAGGUAUCUCUAAGUGUCACAUUUUUGCAGCUCCAUUUAAAGAUCCACUCUCGCAUCCCAGCAUCCUUCAGCUCAGCCUUAUGCCGGCAGCAAUCUCCAACCCAGUGUGAGCUUGAACCUCCCGUCUACACUAUCACCCAUCCAGAGGGAUCUGCCCUGGGAGAACUGGAUCUCAUCCUUCCUUGGCGGGCCUUGAGCAGCUGUGUACUGGUCUGGCGUUCCGAUGUGCGCUUUGCUGGCAAACAGCUUCUCUGCCCAGAUGUUUCACACAGGCACUGGGGGCUGCUGGCCUUUGGAGUGGCUGUGGGACUGGGGCUGCUGGUGGCUGUUGUUCUGCUGAUUCGCUGGUGUCUGCACAGACUCCGUAGAGAUAUACCCAGCAGGCACCGUUCCCGUCCCAUCCUGCUGAUCUAUUCUCCCGAUUCGGAGGAGCACAAGCAGUUGGUCUGUGCCUUUGCCGCGUUGCUGCACUCCGCCCUGGGCUGCCCUGUGCUGUUGGACCUCUGGGAGCUGGGCCACGUGGGGCAGUUGGGCAUCCUGCCCUGGCUCUACGCCCAGCGCGAACACAUCGGCCGGGAGCAGGGCCAGGUGCUGCUGCUCUGGAGUGCAGGUAGCGCUCGUGCCUACGGACUCUGGCGAGGGAAGGCGAGUGGAAGUGGAAGCAAGGCCCCGGAGCCCCAUGACCUCUUUGGGGCGGCCAUGGCUUGCUUGCAAGGCGAAGUGCAGUGUGCAUCCGGGACCGCGCAACCGAGGGACUGGGUGAUCGCCUACUUCAGUAAACUGUGUGGCCGGCGGGACAUUCCCCGGGCUCUGCGCUUCCUUCCCCGCUAUCGCCUGCCUCAGGAACUGCCAGGCCUGGUCAGGGUGCUGCAGGGUCCUUCCAGCUCAGCACCCAGCUGGCUCCAUGCCAGCGCCAAGGCCAUGGUGUGCCGCCUGCUCAAGGCUGAGAAGAAGAAAGGUCCACGGAGCCGCCUGUAUCAACCUUGGAGGACAACCCCAGAGAGGCUGGCAGGCUCCCUCGUCCCUCUCGCCCAUCCCAAACUGCGCAGGCCGAGCUGCACUUGAGCUGCUGUGAAAAGACGCCCACCCCUGUGGGACGGGUGGGGCUUGUGAAAUGGAGCUGCCCCUACAGUUUUACCUGUGAGCGGGAGCGACGAAGGAGAAACGUCCGCCCCAUUAAUGGAGCCUCGAAAGCCAGGCAUUUGUAACUGGGCUGGGCCUGUUAGUCCAGUGCCCCCAAAAUCUAGGGCCAAACUCAGCCCAAGUACCUUAAGGGAAGGACAGAGACGCCGCUCUGCUCCCCAGCUAGGCCUCGCAUGGUGGCCAUGGUAACUGUUACCAUGGAGACAGUAGCGCAGUGCAUUAUGCUGGUAACGUACAAGGCAAAGGAAAGGUCGGAAGGCCACUUCAUGACCUUAGCGCGGAAAGAAGAUCUGUGCAAUAUUAAUGUUCUGCGUGGUCAUGUAUAAUUCAUGUCACAGUCCCUAAUGAGGCUGCCACCGAGAGUAAUGCUGAUCACGCCGGGCACUAGGAAAAUGCUGUCAUGGCCUCAUGGGGUAAUACUGACACUGAUCAUCAGCUGAUCACAGGACCCAUCACUUCAGGGCUGCAGUAGUAGGGUGCUUGCUGAGGGAAGGGAAGGGAAGGGAAGAGAGUGUGAGAGAGAGACUGACACCCCCGCCCCGAGGGGUAUUCCAGGGUGAGGGCUCUGAAUUUUCAGCUUUCAUUUAAAUAAGUGGUUCUGUAGCCCUUUUACUUGUGGAGCUAUAAGGGAAAGCAUGCAGGCAACAUUCUACCCAAUUGUACACUAAGAAGUAAUGCAAUUAAAUGGCUGUAAACAUGAUUAGGCCGUCUGUAGUUAUGUUCUGGCUAUCCGCCUGCCUCUCUUCAACCUCUCCUGCCAAACAUGAACAAAGCUAACAUAUUACCAA